Molecule: messenger RNA, 2052 nt
Organism: Trichophyton benhamiae CBS 112371
Lineage: Eukaryota; Fungi; Ascomycota; Eurotiomycetes; Onygenales; Arthrodermataceae
Product: arrestin (or S-antigen), N-terminal domain protein
Exons: 5
Coding region: 1-2052 (683 amino acids)
Biological process (GO): ubiquitin-dependent endocytosis
Cellular component (GO): cytosol; plasma membrane; cytoplasm
Molecular function (GO): protein-macromolecule adaptor activity; ubiquitin protein ligase binding
Source: RefSeq, a predicted model, not a curated record
AUGUCGGUCCAGAUCUUCCUUAACCGGCCGCAUCCGUUCUUUACAAACCUCGACUACAUCUCCGGCAAGGCUGUUUUGUCCCUCUCGACGGAAACAGCCAUAUCUUCCAUCAAUGUCAAGCUAGAGGGCGAGAGUCGGACUCGUUUGGCCGCAGCGAAGUAUCCGCAUAACGAACGAUCGGACAAGAAGCGGACCGAGAUUGAAUUGCACAAGGUGCUGUAUAAGGUCGUCACUGUCUUCCCUGGGCCCGAUAUCCAAGAUAAUGUGUCACCUAAUACAUUCUAUACCCUCCUGCCGGGGGUGUAUGAAUAUCCUUUUCAGUUUAGGUUCCCAUUCAACAACGACUGCAUCGACAACCCGCUACCCACCAAUUUGAAUAUGGCUGGCAUAAGGGUAGAGGUAGCCCGAGAUACUAACCAGCAUAUUCGAAGGACUCUUCCUCCUUCAUUGACCGGGUUUCCCGGUGAAGCGGAGAUCAAAUAUUAUGUCAAGGCAACCGUCGUCAGGCCGCAGUUUUACAAGGAGAACUACAGAGGAUUUUCGGAUUUCAAAUUCCUUCCUAUAGAACCGCCGCGGAAGAAGGAGAUUGAUAAAGAAUCAUAUGCCAGACGAGAACAUCAGUUUAAGGCUAAAAUAUCACCGCAGUCGCCGCAGUCCCCACAGUCCCCGCAGGAGAAAAAAGGACUCUUCAAAGGGAGUACUGAAACCGAACUGUUGCCUCGUUUCUCUGUCGAUGCACGCCUGCCUAGCCCCCCGAUAAUAACAUGUAACGAACCACUACCACUCCGCAUCUUGAUAAAGAAGCUCAAUGACAGUAACGAGAUUGUUACUCUCCAGCUUCUUCAAAUAGAACUGAUAUCCUACACCCAUGUCCGUGCCCAGGAUCUGACUCGCACCGAAAGCGGAAGCUGGGUCAUUACCACUCGAAGUAAUAUUGGCUUGCCGCUAGGAAAUAGCAAUGACCGGGCAGGUAAAGAGUGGAAGCUAGAUGCGGAAAUGUGGAAUCGCAUCCCUCUCCCUAGUUCCGUUCUUCCGUCUUUUGAGACAUGCAAUUUGUCAAGAACAUAUGAGCUGGAGAUACGAAUUGGACUGGCCCAUGGGCCAGUUGGGUCGAAGGUACUCCUCUUGAUUUUAUCCAAUUUCAUUUCACCACAGAAAGGCCUGAUUGUCCUUCCUCUACGGAUGGCUGUUCAGGUGUAUUCCGGUAUUGCACCGCCCCAAGCACUCCUAGACGCUAUGAAUGGACAGCCAUCGAAGGGGUCAAUUCCAGCUCCGGUACAAAACCCGGCCUUCGGAUUUGGUCCUGGGCCGAGCCACAUACCGCCUAGCCAGCCUAUGGCAGGCCCUGGUCCUGGCCCCAGCCCGAUCCCGAUGAACCCGAAUAUACCACCUCCUCAGCCCCCACGUCCAAACCCGGCAAACCACCCCGUUUUAAUGGAAAACUACGAAGAAGCACCCCCACCCAGCUACGAAGAUGCGAUGGCGGAUGCUCUUGCGCCAGUAGAUGGCCCGAGGCACGAGUAUAACCCACUUGCCGCAUCACAACGCUCUUCAUCAUGGACCUCAACUGAUGCUCAAUCUUCAGCGCCCCCAGGUAACCCUAGGAGUAACAGCUUCGGCCCCUCCGGUUCCGGUGGCUAUGAUAUAGAUUCAAAAAGUGACGAACGACUAUUCCCCAGCGAAGCUGGAUCACGCUCACCCACGUUCGAGUUCACGAGUAUCCCGCCUGUGACAGUCGAGAGAGAUGUUAACCAGCCAUCUCAUCCUUCCUCCACGACCGAAACUGAUGGCCCAGAAAAUAGCAACCUGCCAAUGCAGAAACAGAUGCGUGAGUUUCAACAUUAUCAGACCACAGGCCAACUGGACGGCGUAUCCGAGUCACCAACCACAUCAACAACAGAUCUGCCUUCAAUGACAUCCUCAUCAACAGUAUCACUUCCAAUAGACAGACCGCCUCAACAGCCGAGACGGAUAACGCCAACCAUGCCGAAUUUAGGUAUACCUCCUAGAAAACCGGUUCCUGCACCGAAGAAGAUGAAUUCUUUGCCUUGA